Molecule: messenger RNA, 1056 nt
Organism: Humulus lupulus (European hop)
Lineage: Eukaryota; Viridiplantae; Streptophyta; Magnoliopsida; Rosales; Cannabaceae
Exons: 3
Coding region: 1-1056 (351 amino acids)
Source: RefSeq, a predicted model, not a curated record
AUGGCAGACACGGAUGAGGAGAUUGAGUUACAAUCGGCGUCUAUAGCUACAUACUUUGUUCAACAUUAUUAUACAACAUAUAUUGAAAAGACACCUUGUAUGAAUUCUUCUCAAACUGGUCAUAUGUGGUUGAUGGAAAUAUUAAAAGGAAAUGAAAGUAGAUGUUAUAUCAUGUUUAGGAUGGAGAAAGAUGUUUUCAUUAAAUUAUGCGAUGAAUUGGAAGCUAAUUAUGGAUUUAAGGGUUCAAAGAGAAUGUGUGUUCUUGAGAUAUUAGGCAUGUUUUUAUUUACAUUAGGUCACGGUGCUGGAAACCGAUUAACACAAGAGCGAUUCCAACACUCAGGCGAGACAGUUAGUCGAUAUUUCAACAAGAACUGUAUUGGUGCAAUAGACGGUGUACAUGUGAAUGCUGUAAUUCCACCUGAAGAUCAAGUACCAUUUGUUGGUAGAAAAGGGAUACCAACUCAGAAUGUCAUGGCAAUAUGUAAUUUUGAUAUGCAAUUUAUAUAUGCAUAUGCUGGGUGGGAAGGUUCUGCUCAUGAUACAAGAAUUUUCUAUACAGCUUUACGUGAUUCAACUUCAAAUUUUCCAAAACCUCCCCAAGGAAAAUAUUAUUUAGUGGAUGCGGGAUACCCACAAAUUACAGGUUUUUUAGGACCAUAUAAAGGCCAAAGAUACCAUCUACCACAAUUUCAACGAGGUAGCAAACCUACUGGUUAUAAAGAGGUAUUCAACCAGGCACAUUCUUCUCUUCGAAGUGUUAUUGAAAGAACUUUUGGAGUAUGGAAGAAAAGAUGGAAAAUAUUAAGAGAUAUGCCUAGUUAUCCAUAUCAGAAGCAAGUGAAAAUAGUGAUUGCAUCAAUGACCUUGCAUAAUUACAUUCGAAGGCAUGCAAAACGUGAUCGACAUUUUGAGAAAAUUAGAGAUAAUCCAUAUUAUUGUGUAGAAGAUCAAACUAAUAUUGAAGAUGAAGAUGAGACAGCUAGAGCUUCAAAUUUAAAUGAAAUGGACAAUACUAGAGAUCUGAUUGCUGCAAGUUUAAUGGGAUAUAAUUAA